AGACUCUAACAGGCCUGGAUGCUCAGGGUGGUAGAAGGCAACACCCAGGCAAAGUGACUGCAGGAACAAGGACAGAUAAGACUGCCCCGCCCCCGCUCCUUGAGGGGUGACAGCUCUGGGGCGGCACCUUCCUAUUUCUCCCUGGCCACAGCCCUCCCUUCACAGUUCAGCACCUGUUUGCCUGAAGUUAAUUUCCAGAAGCAGUGCUGCUUCUUGCUCUGCAGGAGUCCCCAGAGCUGGGUCAGGGGGAUGAACCGCGAGGGAGCUCCCGGGAAGAGUCCGGAGGAGAUGUACAUUCAGCAGAAGGUCCGAGUGCUGCUCAUGCUGAGAAAGAUGGGAUCAAACCUGACAGCCAGUGAGGAGGAGUUCCUGCGCACCUAUGCAGGGGUGGUCAACAGCCAGCUCAGCCAGCUGCCACAGCACUCUAUCGACCAGGGUGCAGAGGAUGUGGUGAUGGCGUUUUCCAGGUCGGAGACGGAAGACCGGAGGCAGUAGCUGCAAACCCCUUGGAACACCUUAGAAGCUGUCAAGAGCCAAGAGAUCUGUGUGGCUCCUCGGCCAGCUGAGUGGCAGCCCUCCCUCUCUGAGCCCCCACCCCACCCCACCACACACCCCACCCCAUGCCACUCAGCAGGGCUGGCAUCAAGGGAGACACCAUGGUGCAUUUAUGAUUGGCUUAAAGGGAUGGACUCAUGAUUGGCUGUAGGAAGAAAUCUUUUUAUUUUUAAAUCUUGACCAACGGAAACCUUUAUUUUUAUUUCUGAUUCUUAUUUUUUUUUUAAUUUGCGCCUCGGUAUCUGGCUUCCCAGGAAGCUCUCCGAGCUCUGGUGCUUUAUUUAGGUCAUUUUUUAAGAAUGUGAA
Molecule: messenger RNA, 861 nt
Organism: Galeopterus variegatus (Sunda flying lemur)
Lineage: Eukaryota; Metazoa; Chordata; Mammalia; Dermoptera; Cynocephalidae
Gene: CTNNBIP1
Product: catenin, beta interacting protein 1
Exons: 5
Coding region: 250-495 (81 amino acids)
Biological process (GO): negative regulation of Wnt signaling pathway
Cellular component (GO): beta-catenin destruction complex; cytosol; nucleus
Molecular function (GO): beta-catenin binding
Source: RefSeq, a predicted model, not a curated record